Molecule: messenger RNA, 921 nt
Organism: Daktulosphaira vitifoliae (grape phylloxera)
Lineage: Eukaryota; Metazoa; Arthropoda; Insecta; Hemiptera; Phylloxeridae
Exons: 1
Coding region: 1-921 (306 amino acids)
Source: RefSeq, a predicted model, not a curated record
AUGAAUGGAGAGUACAAUGGAGUCCAGGCAAAACUUAAAGAACUGCUUCCAAGGCACAUUCAUACAUGGUGCUAUGCUCACGUAUUGAAUCUUGUACUGCAACAAACAACUUCGAGUACGGUUGUAGUAAUCUCUUUUUUCGGUCUUCUGCAAGAAUUAUUUGUUUUUUUUAAAGAAUCUUAUAAAAGGCUCAAUGUUUAUGAAUGUCAAAGUAAUUCUGGCCGUCAAUCACAUUUGAUAAAUAUAGGUGUAACUAGAUGGAGGUCUAAAAAUGAUGCCCUCAUAAAAAUAUUUGGUCGUAUUAGUAUGUGGACAAAUGAAGGCGAAAAUGAAGAAAGAAAAAAACUGACUUAUGUGUCAAUUGUUUUAGCACUUUAUGAAAUAUCUUUUUCUAAUAGUUUUGCAGCUGGUGUAAGAAGUACAGCACGAAGUUUACUAAAUCGACUCACGAGUUAUGAAACAACAUUAACAGCUAUGAUGUUUCUACAAAUAUUUAAGUUCACUACUGCUCUGUCUGAUUAUUUACAAACAUCUAGUCUUGAUUAUAUACAGGCCUGGCGAAAAAUUGAAGUAACUAUAAAGUCAUUAAAAGAAAAUCAAAGAGAAUUUUCAUCGAUAAGUGCAGCUGCAAAAGAAUUUUCAAUAUUUACAUCCGAAGUUAUAUGGAAACACGAAACAGAAAUUGAUAUUGAGUUAGAAUUACCUCAAAAAAGAAGAAUAAACAUUCCACGACGUUUUGAAGAUAACCCCAACAUUGACCCGGAAAUUGGAGCUUCUCCAGAAAAAAUUUAUGAAAUAAAAACUUUUAGUGUCGUUAUGGAUACUACUAUUGCUUGUUUAGAGAACAGAUUUUCUGGUAGUAAUGAGUUGUAUGGUGAUUUUGAACUAUUUGACCCAAGGCGAUUUAUAAAUAUCAGAUAA